AUGCUGCUCCGUAGCCACGUUGAGGAUGUAGGUUAUGUUCUGCGUCGACGAGCGUUGUGGACAGCGCGUCUUUGGUCGCCCCAGCCCCGUUUAGCCAGCCAUCAACUUCCACGUCAAACCCACCGUCACAGCAUUCACGACCUCGUCACCGAUUCCAGCUGCGUCCUGUCAGCCCGAUUUAUCUCCCUCGCAUAUAUUAACUCCCCCGAGGGCGUCUCAGCUCCAACCCUCCUCGGAGGACUGAGCAAACUGACCUAG
Molecule: messenger RNA, 258 nt
Organism: Protopolystoma xenopodis
Lineage: Eukaryota; Metazoa; Platyhelminthes; Monogenea; Polystomatidea; Polystomatidae
Source: the annotation of a GenBank genome assembly